Molecule: messenger RNA, 1057 nt
Organism: Monascus purpureus
Lineage: Eukaryota; Fungi; Ascomycota; Eurotiomycetes; Eurotiales; Aspergillaceae
Source: the annotation of a GenBank genome assembly
AUGUUAUGCCGGAUCCUUCUUCAGUAUUACAUCCAUCCAAGGUACCAAGUUAACCGUGGAUGUCUACUGCAUCCAGCAUUUGUCCCCGUCAAGAAGAGAAGAGAAGAAAUGCCCCGCUCCGACGAGGCAGAAUGGUGGAUCAACGCCGUCUACGCCGCUGUCCAGGAGAUUCCGCACGGCAGAGUCACUUCCUACGGACACAUAGCACGCUUACUGGGUCAACCCCAACGACCCCGACAAGUCGGCAUAUCCCUAAAGCAUCUCCCCCGGAACCCAUCAGAGUACUUCAACAUCGACAACGUCCCGUGGCAGAGAGUGAUUAAUUCCAAGGGGAUGAUUUCUCAUCGGUACGUACGCACUAAUCAAAGGAAAACUAGCAUAGUACAAUGGGUGGUCCGACUGGAGGACGGCUUGGGACUUAAUCAGAUUGCUGAUGGAAAUAUUGAUAAAGAGAGCCCGGGGCCGCGGAGCGUCAGGCGGAGGUUCUUCGGCAGGAGGGCGUCGAUGUGCAGACAGAUAGCAUGGGGGAGAUGUAUGUGGAUUUGGAUCGGUAUGGGUGGUUUCCGAGGAUGCUGCCUAGUGAGGAGGGUAGUGAGGAUAACAGUGAAGGUGAGGAUCAAUCCUGAAGGAUGGAUGGUGUCGAGGAAUCUGUAUCUAUAUGUAUGGACAUUAAGAUGAACACUUGAAUGUAUCUGCCAGGACCAGUUCUAUCAAACGAAUGUAUAGCAUACUACCCCGUACAGCAAGAUCUAUUCAAUUAAACCAGAACAAAAAGAAACAACGGCAGCAAUAUUUUAUCCCUUCCACACCGAGACACCUACUAAAUGCGUCUAUAACAGACCAGAAGACAUCUCCAUCGCAUCGCAUCGCAUCUCAUUUUCAUUCAUUCAUAUCCACAGGUACCGGGACUUGCGUAUAGGACGGACUGGCACUGUAUCCGUCCAUAUUCCACAAUGGACAUGCAACAGCCAGCAAACCAACGCCUGGUAUAAUACCUCUGUGGUGACUCUUAAGGUAAACAGACAUAUCCAAAAAGAAAGGAGGGAAAAAAAAAAAA